Acaulospora morrowiae is the source of this 125-nucleotide messenger RNA. Lineage: Eukaryota; Fungi; Glomeromycota; Glomeromycetes; Diversisporales; Acaulosporaceae. The record is from the annotation of a GenBank genome assembly.
UACGCAAUGCGAAAUCUCGUGAAGGAACCACAUGGGAUUUCCAUUGUCUAGCGUUUGAACGCCAACCUCGUUUGAAAUUUCCUGUCACCACCCCAAAAAUCACGAGCCAAUCUUGUCCAAAAUGA